GUGGCUACGUCUGUGCUCCAUGCAUUGUCGUGUAUUGAAGAGCGGGAAGAAGAACAAGUACGAGCUCGUCCCUUUCGCCAGUCGACCUGCUGUCCUCGUUUCGCCCCCGGCCAACGAAGACGUGGCUGCCGAGCGUGGCAUUCUUUCUCCUCCGGCGUCGAUGAAGAUGAAUAAGAGGUGUCGAAUUGCGACCGCCUGGAGGGAGUACGGGGACGAAAUUAAGAAGACUAAAGUCGAAGUGAGAGUCGGGGCCUUUCACGCCUACGUGAGAAGCAAGAUCAUGGAGUGGAUAGGUGACGUCUGGGAAUCGUAAUAGGACAGGCCCAAGUCCAUUGGGGAGGAGACGUAAGUUGUUUUAUUUGUUAUAGGCUAAGAAUGUGUACGAUAGUGUCCGACCGUCACGGUUCAGAUAUGCUUAUGCUCUUUGUCUGUCUCACGUACGAAGUGGGUGACGAUCACGGCAAAUAUACAUAUAUCAAGGUAGAAGAUUUCCAUUCCCGUCAGUCGUACGCAAGCGUCAGAUCGUUGUUACAGUCAACCAACAUCGCACCGGCUCCCUUUCCUGACAACACUCUCAGCAUGUUACGCGAAACGACGAUAACACCGGGGGACGUUCCGGCCUUCCAAAUUUUCGCUGAGUACAUGAGAGCAGUGGAUCGGCGACAACUGCAGCGUAUCGGCGCCAUGGACUGGUCUUUGGCGAAUCUGUGUCAACACGAAGCGCUUCUAGAGGAGGGGAGACUCAUGAUGCUGCGACUGUAUGAAGUCGAUCAAUACGGAGACAGAGGGAUGGGUGCUUUCGGUCCAUGGAGCUCAUUGUUUGACGUUAUGCGGGUUUCAGCAUCCACGUCGUGGCUGAUCGAAGGCUGCAUGUCAGCGCUCGCUUUGGACAAUACGAGGACACCAGCUGAGGAGAUGCUCGAGCUCUCAGAUUCAGCUCCACGAUGCACUGCGGGCGAUCGAACUUGUCACGACGGUUAUACGGCCACGAAAGAGCGAGAGCGACGGACAUGGAAGGUCGAAAACGUUGUCAGCAUCGAGGUCGUUGUUUCGAUUCACAAUCAGGAACGUUCGUAUAGGAGUGGGGUGCCUUGA
Messenger RNA from Saitoella complicata NRRL Y-17804, 1095 nucleotides. RefSeq lists its product as uncharacterized. The transcript has 5 exons. The coding region runs from base 376 to 1095 and encodes 239 amino acids. The record is from RefSeq and is a predicted model, not a curated record. Lineage: Eukaryota; Fungi; Ascomycota; Saitoellomycetes; Saitoellales; Saitoellaceae.